This is a messenger RNA of Scomber japonicus (chub mackerel), 387 nucleotides long. RefSeq names its product neuropeptide FF-amide peptide precursor like (gene npffl). Lineage: Eukaryota; Metazoa; Chordata; Actinopteri; Scombriformes; Scombridae. Gene Ontology annotation, molecular function: neuropeptide hormone activity. The record is from RefSeq and is a predicted model, not a curated record. The transcript has 3 exons. The coding region runs from base 1 to 387 and encodes 128 amino acids.
AUGGACACAGCUGCAGUGGUGACUCUUCUGGCUCUGGUUAUGGCUCUGGCUGGCGUCAGUCAGGCUCUUCACAUCCAAGGCGGUCUGGACAAAAAUGACAUCGUGCCAGGCAGCUCAGAGGAGAACAUGGCUGACCGCCUGCUGGGGCUGGAAAGUGAAAACACAGAUAACAGCAUUGACGACCGUCUACUCGCCUCAGUGCUGAGAGCUCUGCUGCUUGGAACUCCCAGAGAAACCAGGAGCUCUGUUCUCCAUCAGCCACAGAGGUUUGGCCGUGGCUCCAGAGGGCAAGUCUUUUCGGAGGAUCAGAUACAUUCCCGUGAUUGGGAGGGUGCCCCCGGUCAGAUCUGGAGUAUGGCUGUGCCCCAGAGAUUUGGCAAGAAAUAG